Electrophorus electricus (electric eel) is the source of this 1704-nucleotide messenger RNA. RefSeq names its product tubulin polymerization-promoting protein family member 2 (gene tppp2). Gene Ontology annotation, cellular component: microtubule. Gene Ontology annotation, biological process: microtubule polymerization; positive regulation of protein polymerization; microtubule bundle formation. The record is from RefSeq and is a predicted model, not a curated record. NCBI's taxonomy places the organism in Eukaryota, Metazoa, Chordata, Actinopteri, Gymnotiformes, Gymnotidae. Gene Ontology annotation, molecular function: tubulin binding.
CUCACGUGCGGAUGAAUACAUAGACACGCACAUCAGAGCAGAGCUGAAAGGAGGGCGGACACACACAUUUAUAUUGGUAGAAACAGGCAAGGGCGUGUACACACAUACGCAUGCGCAGACACACACUCAGCAUCCUUGUAGAAACAGAUCCGCAUCAAGACUUGGAGGUUCCCAUUCUCCUCAGUGUCAGAUUUUUCUGGUAGCAUGGCAGAGGGCUCUGGCACAGCAUCAGUGGCGGAUAUGGAGGCAGCAUUCCAGAAGUUUGCUGUGCAUGGUGACUCCAAGGCCACUGGGAAAGAAAUGAAUGGAAAGAACUUUGCCAAACUGUGCAAAGACUGCAAGGUGAUCGAUGGGAAGGGUGUCACCGGCACCGAUGUGGACAUCGUUUUCAGCAAAGUGAAAGCCAAGUCUGCACGCGUGAUUACAUUCGAACAGUUCACACAGGCCAUGACAGAGUUGGCACCCAAGCGCUUUAAAGGGAAAGGCCAGGAGGAGGCGCUGCAGAGCCUUUAUGGCCUCAUCGCAGGCAAGGAGCCCACCAACGUGGGCGUGACGAAAGUGGCCAAGGCUUCCGCGGUGGACCGGCUGACAGACAGCAGUAAGUACACAGGCUCCCAUAAAGAGCGCUUCGACGAGUCCGGCAGAGGGAGAGGCAGAGCGGGGCGAGAGGAGAUGCCGGACACCAGCGGCUAUGUGGGGGCCUACAAGGGCCAGGGCACUUACGACAGCAAAGUGAAGGAAGACGCAUGAGAGGAGGAGAGGGAGAGAGGAGGAGAUGAGGAGAGGAGUAGAGUGGAGGUGAGGAGGGAGGAGAGACACAAGGAGCUUGGUUCAUUUUGAUGCAGAGAAUUAUGGUUCAUUUUGCUGCAUGUUUCACUGAGCCUUAUGGACUUUGUAUUUCAGUUGCAUAUCUGUUAAAAAUACACUAACCUCGAGUUCCUCUGCUCCUUCUAGACUGCCUUUAUUGGUGAGUGUUCAGCUUUCUGUGUCAGCCUUUGCAGAAACGCUUAAGCAACACUUCCAUAACGUUCAAGCAAUGUAUCUGUGGUCGUAGUACUGGUGCCUUAUUUAUGUUUCCGGUCACUGACACUUUAGCGCUACUCCUGUGAAUCUCUCCUGCGGACUGCAUCCUAUAUCCUUUCAUUUCUCUGUUAUUCCUUCUCCUUUAGAGAAUGCAGGAUAUAUAAACAUCCUACUGAAUAUAAAACUCUGAGUGUGCUUAUAAUUAAUGACUAAAUUGAUGAGGUAACCAAAAACAGAGCAGUGAGCUGAUCUGAGGUAAGCUGAGCUAAUCAGUAACGCACUGAAAACUGGACUGUUUUCCAGAACGCUGAUCAGUCUGGCUCUCUAAGUCACAGUCUGGUUCUCUAAGAUCUCCUGACAUUGUUACAAACAGCUGGAAAAUAUUUGUUAACCAAAUUUCUUCUCCAAAUGUAUAAUCACUAGCGGCAGUGAUGAUAAUUCAUAGAGGAUGGCAUUAAUGUAAUUAAUAUCAGAUGUUAGCUGUUCAGAGAUGACAAUUAACACUGUGUGCUUGGACUCUGCCAUUAUGCAAACUUGCAAAGUCAGACAAUAUAUCAUCAGUUUGGAAAUGAUGCCAUCACACGUUAGAACGUGAGGACCAUGAGGUCAUCUGUGUGUGUGUGUGUGUGUGUGUGUGUGUGUGUGUGUGUGUGUGUGUGUGUGUGUGUGUGUGUGUGUGUG